Aspergillus tanneri is the source of this 3882-nucleotide messenger RNA. RefSeq names its product MRX complex DNA-binding subunit (gene RAD50). Bases 1 to 3882 code for a protein of 1293 amino acids. NCBI's taxonomy places the organism in Eukaryota, Fungi, Ascomycota, Eurotiomycetes, Eurotiales, Aspergillaceae. Gene Ontology annotation, biological process: telomere maintenance via telomerase; chromosome organization involved in meiotic cell cycle; telomere maintenance via recombination. The record is from RefSeq and is a predicted model, not a curated record. Gene Ontology annotation, molecular function: double-stranded telomeric DNA binding; ATP hydrolysis activity; G-quadruplex DNA binding. Gene Ontology annotation, cellular component: condensed nuclear chromosome; nucleus; Mre11 complex. The transcript has 4 exons.
AUGUCGAUGGUCCGUUCCUUCGACAACACCCGCAGUGAGACCAUCCAAUUCCAUACUCCCCUGACCUUGAUCGUCGGUUACAAUGGCUCCGGAAAAACGACGAUCAUCGAAUGCCUCAAAUAUGCCACCACCGGGGAUCUCCCGCCCAACAGCAAAGGUGGGGCUUUCAUCCACGACCCCAAGCUUUGUGGUGAAAAAGAGGUGCUGGCCCAGGUGAAGUUGUCAUUUAAGGCCACGUCGGGGGCCAAGAUGGUCGUUACGAGAAGUUUACAACUCACGGUGAAGAAAACCACUCGACAACAGAAAACGCUGGAGGGCCAGCUAUUGAUGGUCAAAGAUGGUGAGAGAACCGCUAUCUCAUCGCGAGUCGCCGAGUUAGAUCAGAUCAUGCCCCAGUAUCUCGGUGUCUCCAAGGCGGUCCUCGAUUCGGUCAUUUUCUGCCACCAGGACGAAAGCCUAUGGCCUAUGAGCGAACCAUCGGUCCUGAAAAAGAAGUUUGACGAGAUAUUCGAAGCGAUGAAAUAUACAAAAGCUAUUGACAAUAUUAAGGCGCUGAGGAAAAAGCAGAACGAGGAACUGGCCAAGUAUAAGAUCAUGGAGCAGCAUGCCAAGGAGGACAAAGAGAAGGCCGACCGGGCAGAGAAGCGAUCCAUCAAGCUGCAGGAUGAAAUAGAAGCCCUCCGAGAUGAAACGCACAAACUCUCACAGGAGAUGCGGCGUGUUGCCGACCUAGCCGACAAGGCGUGGAAAGAAUCCGAAAGCUAUUCCCAGGUCCUGGGCGCUUUGGAAGGGAAGCGUAUCGAGGCGAAGAGUAUCCAAGUGACCAUUGAUAACCUAAGGAGGCACCUCGUGGAGCUAGAUGACUCGGACGAAUGGCUGGAGUCGAACUUGGAGCAGUUCGAGUCGAAGCAGGUCCAAUUCCAGCAACAGGAAGAAUCUCUGAAAGAGAAAUACAUAGAGAUCAAGGAGCGGAUAGAGCAGACCCGACAACAAUUGGGCACAAAGCAGGCAGAAUACGGUAAAUUUGAGAAUGACAAGGCCAAUUUUGAGAGACAGGUGGAGCGGCGACAACGAAUGACCAAGGAAAUCGCCCGAAAUAACAAUAUCCGUGGAUUUGAUAAAAUCGAAGACCAGGCCGAGGUUGAUGACUUUAUGAUGAAGGUCAGGAAACUGCUCAAAGACCAGAAUCAGGCAUUGGAUCGGGCCAGACGGGAUGCACAAAGCGAGAUACGUGAAGUACAGACCAUGCUAAAUGAUAUCGGACAGCGAAAGUCUGCUCUACAGGAAUCUAAAAAUGCCGCGAAGCGCCAGAUAGCUGCUAACGAUAAAGAUGCGGCAUCCUACCAAGCCAAGCUCGACGAUAUCAAUGUCGACGAGGGUGUUCAAGCAGCGCUCGAGUCAAAUAUCGAAGAUACUAAUUCACGCCUGGACCAGGCCAAGGAGCACGCCCGGGCUGCCUCGUGGGAGAAGGAGAUCCAGGACGUGAACUCGGAGAUUCGCAGACUUGAGGAUGAGAGUUCUCUCCUGAACACCGAACUCAUCGAUGCGACUAAACGAGCCGGUGAAUUGGCGCGAUUGGACCAUCUGAAAAAGGAGCUGAAAGAACGAGAACGCAGCCUGAGUACAAUGGAGGGAGCCCACGGUGAUCGUCUCUCGAAGCUUGUCAGUCCAGAAUGGAAGCCUGAAUCCUUGGAGCAAGACUUCCAACGUGCACUGGAAGAUGAAUCCAAGCUUGUCUCUAGUGCUGAGAACGAGCGGGAUGCGGUCAGCAGAGAACUGGAGCAAGUAGAAUUCAAGAUGAAGAAUGUCAAGAAGAUUCUCACUCAGCGACAAAAGGAGCUUAAAGAAUGUAUUGCAGAAAUCCGCGAGGCAAUAAGUGACGAACCUGAGGAAUACCCCGAAAUUCUCCAGCAGCGACAGGUGCAGCUUGACAUGGCAAAGAAUCAGGCCGAACAAUUUGCUGGGAUCGGCGAGUAUAUGACUAUGUGCCUGGACACCGCAAAACAGGUGAAGGCAUGCAGACUGUGUACUCGAGCUUUCAAGAAUGAUGCCGAAUUACAGACAUUCAAAAAUAAGCUGGAGAAUUUGGUGAAAAAAGCAAAACGAGACAUCGAGGAAGAGGACGUGGACCGUCUUGAGGAGGACUUUAACACUGCUCGUGCAGCCGGCACUUCCUACGAUACCUGGUCUCGCUUGAAAAAUACAGAAAUUCCUGAUAUGGAGAAAGAAGAAGAGCAAUACAUUACUCAGCGAGAUGAACUCUUGAACCAGCUAGAAGAUCGUGAUAAAGUCGUCAGCGAGAAGACGGAGAAGAAAAGGGACGUUGAAGCACUCUCAAAGACAGUCAAUACCAUCAUCCGAUAUGAAUCUGAGAUCAAGUCCAUUCGUGCGCAGAUACAGGACGUUUCUUUGAAACAACAGGAUACUACCUCCGGACGUACAUUGGAAGAUAUCCAAGAAGAGCUCGCUUCGAUUGGCGAAAAAUCUAGAGCAUUGAAGAAGAACCUGACAAAGCUCACGAAUGAUCGAGAGCAGACGCGGUCAGAGAUCAAUAACUUGGAAUUGAAGUUAAGGGACGUGAAAAGCAAUCUCGAUAAUGCGAAGUUCCAGCUGGAGAAGAAGGACGACCUCCUCUCUCGCAUGGAGGGAUACAAAAAUCUCAAUACUCAACAGCGCGAGGCCAUCGCAAAGGCUGACCGAGAGAUUGAAGACUUAACCCCGGAGCUGAUGAAGGUUCAAGCGAAGUAUGACGAUGUCAGCCAGCGUGCUGAGACGCGAGAGAGAGAGAUGCAGCAGGCUAUCUCGCAACUGUAUGAGAGCGUACACCAGCUCGAGUUGGCGAACGAAGAAAUCGACGCUUAUCACGAGCGAAGCGGUCCAGACCAGCUCGAGAGAAGCAGACGAGAACUUCAAGAAGUGGAGAAAGAGAUCAACCAGCUUGAGGCCGAGCUGGGGACUAUAACGAAAGAUAUCAACAAGAUUUCUGCUCAGCUGAAGGAUAGCGAGAACACCAAACGCCAAUAUGCGGACAACCUGACUUAUCGCCAGGCGACCAGAGCACUUGGUACGGUGACGGAAGAGAUUGAUCAGUUAGCGACCCAAAACGCUGAGGUUGACCGGAGUCGUUUUAAAGAAGAAUCAGAACGCCGCACUCGCGAGCACAACGCGCUCGCCGCAAAACAAGCCAGCAAAAUGGGUGAGAUGAAGUCCAAGGACGACCAAUUGAUGCAGCUGUUGGCCGACUGGAACACGGAUUACAAGGACGCGGCGUCCAAAUACAAAGAGGCACACAUCAAGGUCGAGACCACCAAAGCUGCGGUCGAAGACCUGGCCCGUUAUGGCAGCGCUCUAGACAAGGCUAUUAUGAAGUACCACGGCUUGAAGAUGGAGGAAAUCAAUGCCAUCGUUGGAGAGCUUUGGCAGAAAACCUACAGGGGAACUGAUGUGGACACAAUUCUCAUCCGCUCCGACAAUGAAAAUGCGAAGGGCAACCGAUCCUACAACUAUCGUGUUUGCAUGGUCAAGCAAGGCGCAGAGAUGGACAUGCGGGGGCGCUGCAGUGCCGGUCAAAAGGUGCUGGCGAGUAUCAUCAUCCGUCUAGCGCUGGCCGAGUGUUUUGGCGUUAACUGCGGUCUAAUUGCACUUGACGAGCCCACAACCAACCUCGACCGGGACAAUAUCCGAUCCCUUGCAGAGUCACUGCACGAUAUUAUCCGUGCACGUCGUCAACAGGCAAAUUUCCAGUUGAUUAUCAUCACGCAUGAUGAGGACUUCCUACGCCAUAUGCAAUGUGGUGAUUUCAGCGAUUACUAUUACCGGGUAUCUCGCAAUGAGAGGCAGAAGUCGAUCAUAGAAAGACAAUCUAUUGCUGAAGUUAUGUGA